This is a messenger RNA of Plasmodium fragile, 2262 nucleotides long. RefSeq lists its product as uncharacterized. The record is from RefSeq and is a predicted model, not a curated record. The transcript has a single exon. Bases 1 to 2262 code for a protein of 753 amino acids. NCBI's taxonomy places the organism in Eukaryota, Apicomplexa, Aconoidasida, Haemosporida, Plasmodiidae. Gene Ontology annotation, molecular function: protein binding.
AUGAGUUUAAACAAAAUUAAAUACGAUGAGCUGGAGGAACUAAGGAGGAAAAAUGAUGUCCUGAUGAACUUGCUAAAUAAGUUAAUCGCGUCGGAUAAGAAAAGGGUAUUUCUCUAUCCCGUCAAUGUGCAGUUUGUUCCAGAUUAUUUGAACAUAAUAAAAGAACCAAUGGAUUUUACCACCAUGAAACAGAAAAUCCAAAAUUAUAAAUAUAGAGACUUUCAAGAAUUUGAAAAGGACUUCUUCUUAAUUAUCAAUAACUGUUACACAUACAACGACAAAAGUACCAUCUACCACAAAAUCGCAGAAAAUGUAGAAAAUUACUAUAAAAAGAUUACCCCAAAAAUAUAUAGGAAAUAUCUAAAUAUACAUCUGCUAUAUCACAGUGAGGAUAAGGAUAUGUUAAAUAAUACCCUAUAUGACCCAAACUUAAUUGAAGCCAAAAAAACACCCGUUAAGGAAAUUAAAAAAAAUCUAAGGCCAAAAAAACAAGGAAAGGUAGGUAGACCAAGCAAAGGAAGCAUAACUCUUAAAAACGAACACGAUGAUACGAGUCAACCCGCCAAUGUUAAUAAAAAAAAAAAAAAAGGUAACAAUAAAAAUUUAGCAAAGACAAAUCUGCACAUGCAAGGCAACAACCAUUUUUUUGACAACGCCUAUGGAUCAUUUAACGGUAUGAUCCCAAAUGACAUGUAUGGAUAUAAUAAUGAUGCAUAUGCAAGUUUAGAGAAUAUGCUGGAGCAGGAAAACUUCUCCACAAUCUUAGAUACCAUUCAAAAUAGUAAUGAUAAAUCGAAGGAUAUUUUUGGCAUGUUGAUUAAAGUACUGUCAGAUAAUAAGGGCAGCUAUGCCCCCCUAUGUAACUAUGUAAAUAUGAGCAAAUCGUUACGGAAAGUAUUUUUUGGAGUUCCCGCUUCAUCAAAAAAGAAAAAGAAAAUAUAUUCCCCAACGUGCAGUAGUGAAAAUUACUCACAGCUAUCCCCAAACAGCGGAAAAAGAAACAUAACCGACAUGGUGAACAUAAGCGAUGUUAAUGAUAGUGCAAACGUAAAAAAUAAAAAGAGGAAGCACUCAAAUGAAGAGGAGCAGGAUAAUUACACGGGACACUAUUCGCACAGCAGUGCUCAAAACGAGACCGAUGCUAAGACUGACACAAGCAUUGAUAGAGAAGCAAGCUGUGCGGAUUGCGAGUCGCCCCCCUGUCAGCUCGACAGUAACGAUAAUAACAACGCAGACGAAUUAAACAAUGAUAGUGUAGAAGCGGCCGAAUGCCAGGAUAAUCCCCUCGCGGACACAUUAAAUAACCACUCUGCAGAGGAAGUAAAACCCCCAGAUAAGAAAAACACAGAAGAAAACGAUUUCGUAACAUACAACAUUGAAAAAAAAGAAUUAACCAUGAAACUACUAAACUACAAAGAAAGUGUAAAAAAAUUUAUCGGAGAAUCAAAUCUUCCUACAUUCAUUAAUAUAUUCCCAAACAUUUACAACAUUCUAGAUAAUGCUGAUUCAAAAAAUUUAUACUAUGCUGCCUUCAAUGACUUGAGAGUUUUCGGCUUGGAUGUAGCAGAUUUUAAAGAAUUUAACCAAAAAAUCUCCUACAAUAAAAAUUACCUCAUGGGAGUUGGUAGAUAUCAUAUAAAAAAUGUCCUAACUUUGGACAAAAAUCUGUCAAACAUAAUGCUUAGCGAUGGGAGUAAAUCUCAUUUGUGUGAACAGAUAAAAUCGUACCUGUCAAAUGGGAAAAAUAAAGCCCAGAAUAGCAGUGCCUCACGGCACCACAGUGAAAGUGAGAAGACCAAACAGUCAGCUACAAACACAGAGAAGUCCGUCCGAACAAGUGAAAAUGAAGCAGAAGAUACUUCACAACUCGGAAUGGGAAGUGCGUCAGAAAAUCCCGUUAUGCAAAACGUUGAACAUGCUAGCAGUUCUAACGUGUACAGUAAAAAUGAGGAUCAUUCUUCCCAAAUGCAGAAUAAAUCACCUACAGGUAGUACCUUUGGGAACAGGCAAAAUACGAAUAGCCCCCUUGACAACUCUCAUUUCAUGUACAGUGACACACAUUUUAAGGACAAUCCGAACUAUAACAGUGACCAAUUUUCGAGCGAUUCAUCUGACAUUGACAAUUUAGAUAUGAGGAACUUUUUAGACACGUAUAAUUCAUAUAGCAAGAGAUUUGUAAGGAGGCAACAAAUUUACAGAAUUUUGAAAAAUAGAAUUAAAAAGUUGUUUAAAAGAAAUGCCAUGCAGAAGGCCAUGUCGUAA